AUGAUGGGCCUUACUAAUAAGGUUGUUGAGGAGUUCUACCACGGGGAUGGUCAAGUCAAGCGGGAUAUGCUUAGUUCAUUCAAGAAACAUGGAUUGACUAAAGAUGAAUGCGAGAUUGAGGCAAUUUUCAUGUUUGUCGCAGGGUCAGACACCACGGCUUCUGUUAUUAGAGCAGGCAUGCUUUACAUUCUUGCGACACCUCACGUCUAUUCUCGGUUGAAGCGAGAAAUCGCAAACACUAUCCGUGAGGGACGGGCUUCGAGACCAAUCAGCAAUGCAGAAUCCCUUGCACAACCAUACAUACAGGCUGUUGUUUAUGAAUGUCUUCGAAUCCGCUCUGUCUCGACGAACAUGAGCUUCAAAGAAGUUCCAACUGGCGGUGAAUUCUACAACGGAAAAUUUCUCCCUGCCGGCACCAACAUAGGAGUUAACUUCUCAGGACUUCUCCGUUCAGAGACCUUGUUUGGCAAGGAUGCUCAUAUCUUCAGACCGGAAAGGUUCACCGAGGUUGAUGAUAAGACAAGUGCCAAGAUGAAGCGAGAUGUCGAAUUGACCUUUGGGCUCGGGAGGUGGAGUUGUCUGGGGAAGCCGAUUGCUUUGAUGGAGCUCAAUAAGAUUUUCUUCGAGCUCUUUCGCCACUUCGACUUUCAGCUGGCUGAGCCACAUCAGGCAAUGCUGUUUGACUCCUAUAUGUUGUUUCGUGACAAGGGGUUGGUUCUCAGGGUUACUGAAUCAGACCUUGAAGACCUUUAA
This is a messenger RNA of Fusarium musae, 753 nucleotides long. RefSeq lists its product as uncharacterized. Lineage: Eukaryota; Fungi; Ascomycota; Sordariomycetes; Hypocreales; Nectriaceae. The record is from RefSeq and is a predicted model, not a curated record. Bases 1 to 753 code for a protein of 250 amino acids. Gene Ontology annotation, molecular function: heme binding; monooxygenase activity; iron ion binding. The transcript has 4 exons.